Malassezia vespertilionis is the source of this 1041-nucleotide messenger RNA. It is a transcript of the gene ERG24, whose product is annotated as Delta(14)-sterol reductase. The coding region runs from base 1 to 1041 and encodes 346 amino acids. The transcript has 2 exons. The record is from RefSeq and is a predicted model, not a curated record. Lineage: Eukaryota; Fungi; Basidiomycota; Malasseziomycetes; Malasseziales; Malasseziaceae. Gene Ontology annotation, biological process: ergosterol biosynthetic process. Gene Ontology annotation, molecular function: Delta14-sterol reductase activity. Gene Ontology annotation, cellular component: endoplasmic reticulum membrane.
AUGACGCAACACAGUGCAGCAGGCGAAGUGCUGGCGCCCAAGUCGCACAAGCUUGAGUUUGGCGGACUUUGGGGAGCGCUGUUCAUUUCCACAACUGUCCCACUGACGAUCUAUUAUUUCACAUUUGCUUGCGAUGACAACAUUGGGUGUGCGCUUUCCCUGCCAGUCACGAAUACGGACGCCUUUUUUGCAAAUGCAAAGCGUCAGUUUAUUGAAAGCUUUACGGAUACCACUGCAUGGUGCCUAUACUUUGGAUGGUAUGUGUACUGUGUAUUGGCAUGGCUGGUCCUACCCGGGAAAUGGCUCGAAGGGCUCGCUCUCCGCACCGGUAACCGCUUGCAAUACAAGAUAAAUGCGCUCUCUACAGGAAUGAUUGCACUAGGUUCAGUGUCACUGUAUGUGGCUGUGUAUGGGCCUGCCGCAUUCACCUUUGCGUACGAUCAUUGGCCCGGUUUGGUCACGGCUGCACUUGUAAACGCAUUUGUACAAGCAUGCUACGUUUACUUUGCUUCUUUUUGUGGGAACAAGCUUCUUGCACUGGGAGGUAAUAGCGGUAAUGUGUUGUUUGAUUGGUUUAUUGGCCGGGAAUUGAACCCGCGCGUUGGUUCAUUUGACAUCAAGACGUUCAACGAGCUCCGUCCAGGCCUCAUUCUUUGGGUCAUUAUGGAUAUCAGCUGUGUUUGCAAGCAAUACACUUUGUAUGGACAUGUAUCGUAUGGCAUUCUACUUGUGCUGUUCUUCCAUACUUGGUAUGUCGUGGACUCCCUCGCGCAUGAGCCGACUAUCUUAUCUCAAAUGGAUAUCACGACGGACGGAUUUGGGUUCAUGCUGAGUGUCGGUGACCUUGCAUGGGUACCCUUUACGUACAGCUUGCAAGCGCGCUAUUUGGCAUUCACCCCGGUGCAUCUCGGUGUAUUUGGUGUGCUUGCUAUCCUCACCUUGCAGGUGACCGGUUUUUACAUAUUUCGCACCGCAAAUGUCGAAAAGAAUGAUUUCCGUUCGGGGCGCAACCCAAAGAGUCCGUAUGCCACACAAUGCUGA